This is a messenger RNA of Coccinella septempunctata (seven-spotted ladybird), 967 nucleotides long. Its product is annotated as EF-hand calcium-binding domain-containing protein 1-like. Gene Ontology annotation, molecular function: calcium ion binding. The transcript has 3 exons. NCBI's taxonomy places the organism in Eukaryota, Metazoa, Arthropoda, Insecta, Coleoptera, Coccinellidae. The coding region runs from base 119 to 793 and encodes 224 amino acids. The record is from RefSeq and is a predicted model, not a curated record.
GAAUGAUUUAAUUUGUUGUCAAAUCAUACUAAUGUGCCAAAAUUAUUAAAUUAUUUGUAUUCUAGAAAAUAUUUCAGUUAUUUUUCCGUAAACAGUAUUGUGAGUAGAAAAUUUCGAGAUGUCAUUUGGGGAGACUUUGGACGCCUCCAUGGAUUCCAUGGAGGAAACCAGAUUCAAGAAGAAACAAGGACCACUUAUAAAAGAAUUGCUGGCCAAAAAAAAAGUCCACUUUUCGCAAACAGAAAUUGAAUGCCUACUGAUAAUCUACUAUAAACUGCAAAAAGAUGGCCCUGAAAAGCAGCGAGCUGUGAGCAAAAACCAAUUCAGGGACAUUUUGCACAAUGCUUUUGAUAUGACGGAUGGUGCCAUGAUGGAUCGCAUCUUUUCGGCCCUAGAUCGUGGUCCAAGCAUUUACGUCUCGAUGGAAACGUGGAUAUCGGCUCUAUCACUAUUCUUGAGGGGUAGCUUGGAGGAGAAAAUAUCCUAUGCGUUCAACGUUUAUGAUUCCAUGAAUGAUGGAUAUUUAGGAAGGGACACAAUGUUCAACCUAUUGAAAUCAUCCUUGGUCAGUCAGAGUGGUGAAGAUGAUGCUGAAGAAGCCGCUAAAGAUCUAAUAGAAGUUAUCACGAAAAAGAUGGAUAUCGAUAGGGACGGUAGAAUUUCUUUCCAAGAUUUUAAAGAGACUGUAAUGAAACAACCCAUGAUAUUGCAAGCAUUCGGUCAAUGUCUACCUACAAGACUGGCAGCAUAUUCAUUCGUCACCACAUUCACUCCGAAUCGAGGAAAACUCUAAUUCAGAAACAAAACUCACCCUUUCUUCAUACAGCCGUUUAGCUAUCUUAUCCACCAUUUCCUCCCGUGCUUGUUCCUUACGCUGCUUUUCAAUUUUUCUGUGAAUAAAUAACAUUAUCAAUGAUUCAUAUAGUGCAUUCAUUAAAUGGAAGAAAUAAAAAUUGAUAAGCUUGUA